GGCAUGCCGGGGUACCCGAGAGAUGGUGUAUAAAGCCUUUCACCUUCAGCUUGAGUUUGGCACAAACCCAUCAUGGCUGCGGCGUUCAAGAUAUCCGUUGCAGAAGAAGCUAUCUCCCUCCUCAAACAGAAACUCGAACUAACUCGUCUACCUGACGAACUCGACGAAUCAGGGUGGGAUUAUGGUGUACCGUUAUCAGAUAUCCGACGAUUGGUCGCUAGAUGGAAAGAUGGGUACGAUUGGAGGAAAUAUGAGAAGGAAUUGAACGAUGAGCUGCCGCAAUUCACAAGGGAUAUCGAAGUGGAUGGAUUUGGAGCCUUGAAUGUGCAUUACAUCCACAAGGAGAGUCAGGCGAAGGGUGCUAUUCCAUUGUUGUUCAUUCAUGGGUGGCCAGGAAGCUUCAUCGAAAUCAGGAAGGUUCUACCUCUCCUCACGGCCAUAGAGGAUGGACAACCAAGUUUUCAUGUUGUUGCAUUGGGUUUGCCUGGGUACGGAUUCUCUGAAGGCGUGAAGAAGAAAGGGUUCGAUUUGGCGAAAUAUGCCGAGGUUGGACAUAAACUCAUGCUAGCUUUGGGUUACGACGAGUAUGUCGUUCAGGGGGGGGAUUGGGGCGCUAUCAUCGACCACUAUGUGGCAGCAAUGUACGGAGGCUCGCACGUCAAAGCAUACCACGCCAACAUGCCUUUCGCUCUCGGACCUCCCCCUGACGCCGACCCAUCCAAGUAUUCGCCCGUAGAACUUGCUAGGUUGGAAAGGCAACAGUGGUACUACAAAACACAAACAGGCUAUUUCACCGAACAAACCACGCAACCCCAGACUCUCGGAUACAGUUUGAACGAUUCGCCCGUGGGACUGUUAGCCUGGAUUUACGAAAAGUUGGUUACGUGGACAGAUGCAUACAAAUGGGAGGAUGAUGAGGUCCUAACGUGGAUCUCUAUCUAUUGGUUCUCCCGCGCCGGACCUGCAGCUUCCCUUCGCAUCUACUAUGAAGCCGUUCAAUCUGGAGCAUUCUCAGGCGCGCUACCAGAAAUGAAGGUUCCUUAUGGUGUGUCCUAUUUCCCGAAGGAGGUCGCUGCGGGUCCCCUUAGUUGGCUCACGAACCUGAACGUCGUUUUUCACGAGUACCACGACAAGGGCGGUCAUUUUGCUGCAUAUGAAGUUCCAGAACUGCUCGUCGGUGAUUUGAGAAAGAUGUUUGGGAAAAGCGGGCCGGCUUAUGGGGUUGUGAAAGGAAAGGACGGGUAUGCGUAGAAUGCAGCCGAGUAGUGACAUUCCAGGGGCAAUUCUGAAUGCUUCAACCAGUCAACA
Marasmius oreades (fairy-ring Marasmius) is the source of this 1308-nucleotide messenger RNA. RefSeq lists its product as uncharacterized. The record is from RefSeq and is a predicted model, not a curated record. Gene Ontology annotation, biological process: epoxide metabolic process. The coding region runs from base 73 to 1251 and encodes 392 amino acids. Lineage: Eukaryota; Fungi; Basidiomycota; Agaricomycetes; Agaricales; Marasmiaceae. The transcript has 6 exons. Gene Ontology annotation, molecular function: epoxide hydrolase activity.